AGGGGGAGGGGAGGGGGGUGCUAUCCCUUCAGUUCUAUCGUUUCAACUCACUGGGGCACUUCAACCCACCGGCGCGCGUUAACACAUUGUUCUAUUUCCAUGGGUGUGAAGGACAGGGAAUCAUACGACACAACCGCCUGCUGCGCGCAGGCAGUGAUAGUCACGGUGAAAAGCUAUGAUCAUGCUCGCUUUUAAUGAUCAGAUAACUCUUGCACGUGCUUUCAUAUCUGGCUGUCUCAGUUCCAAAAUUAAUACAAGAUUACGCUUUGCUCAGACUUAAGUGACUUGAUCAUAAACAAAACUGACAUAGUAUAGUUUUGUCAUCAAUAGUUGCGGACUCCUCGUAAAAUGCAGCUGAAAGGCAUAUUUUUACUCCUGUCUUUAGGAGCGUUCACCUCUUAUUAUGUUUACCAGCCCAUUCCAGACAAGAUAGAGGAGAGAUGGAAACUCAUGUUGACCGACUGCUUCUUCAGAAGUCUCAGCCACCUGGCAGACUUCAGUGAGCUGCUGGGUUUGAAGGACUACAUGGGGGUGAUGAUGUUCAUCACGUUCGCUGAGCGGGUGGUGCCCGUAUCAGACCAACGUGUGCACGUCACAGAGGAGCUGUUUGAUGGGGUGGAGGUGGUGGUGUACCAGCCCAAACUGCAGGGCGGCGACACUGAGCUGAGGAGAGCAGUCAUAUACCUGCAUGGAGGAGGAUGGUGCUUGGGCAGCGCCAGAAUGGGACCGUACGACCUCCUAGCUAGGCAGAUGGUCAUUGAUCUUAACUCUGUGGUCGUGUCUGUAGAGUACCGCCUGGCCCCAGAGCACCACUUCCCUGUCCCAUAUGAGGAUGUGUACCGGGUGGUGAAGCACUUCCUCCAGAGGGUGGUUCUGGCCCAGUACACUGUAGACCCAGGACGUAUCGCUGUGUCCGGGGACAGCGCCGGGGGAAACCUGGCUGCUGCCGUGUCCCAGCAGCUGCAGCAGGAUCCAGAACAGCAUCUGCAGCUGAAGGUCCAGGCCCUGCUCUACCCUGUGCUGCAGGCUCUGGACCUCAAUACCCCGUCCUACCAGCAGAACCAGAAUAUGCCUAUCCUACCCCGUACCCUAAUGGUGCGCUUCUGGAGCGAGUACUUCACCAGUGACAAGACCUUCUUCAGGGCCAUGAUGACCAACACUCACAACAGCCCAGAGUCCGCUGCUCUGCUCAAAUUUGUCAACUGGAGUGCCUUCCUGCCAGAGUCCUACCGGGGCAAGUAUAACUACAGCGCUCCGGUCGUGGCGUUGUCAGCUGGAGGGGCAGGGUCGGACGGGCCAUCGCGCUCCAUCGCUGACCCCCGGGCCUCGCCCCUUCUGGUCCCAGACGCUGCUUUACGCUCGCUACCCAAGGCCUACGUUCUGACGUGUGAGUACGACGUGCUGCGGGACGACGGGGUGAUGUAUGCCGCGCGCCUGCGCCGCGCGGGUGUGGAGGUGACACACGAACACUACGCCAGUGGUUUCCACGGCGCCCUCAUGUUCACGGUGUGGCCAACCGACUUCCUGAUUGGACGCACGAUGACGGAAAACUUCAUCAAAUGGCUGCAGCUUAACUUGUAGAAAACAGAAGAAAAGUUACGAUCUUUCAAUGUUCAUUCCUGUUUCCCCUAGCAACUCAAUAGCCGUUGUUUAGGUGCUGCUUAGAUUUUUGUCUGUUUGGUUGUUUAUUCAGUGACAGACAGUGUUUUUGUUUAUGCUUGCAAACUGAGGGGUUUUCCUCUCUAUGGCACUGUGUCCCAACGACAAUACCAGAUACCAGUCAAAAACAGGUUUGUCUGGAUUUUCUAAUCACCAAGGCAACCAAUGAGGCAGAACAUGAGGCUAAGCAACUGAUAGCAGAUACAAGACAUUUGAUUGACAUUUGAUUUCUGACACAUCCAUCUGAUACCGCAGCUGAUUCUCAUCACAUUUCAAAGUGUUUAAGGUUAAGUUUUGUCAUUAACUUCCUGGUGGCGUGAUGCUUGCAACACCCGGGUUGUGUGUUUGAAUCCUAUGGGGGACCAGUAUUAAAAUGUAUGUGUUCAUUACUUCAUUACUGUUUAUUACUUAACUGUAAGUUGCUCUGGAUAAAAACAUCUGCUAAAAUAAUAGAACAUAUAACAUUUAAAAAAUGUACAUCUUAAGGUCGUUGACUCCUAAGGUUUAGGCUUAAAACGAAACUCUCAAAAACAACUAUCUAUCACUGGAUUCAAAGUUGCAACCUUUGGAAUCAGAAGCAGAUGCCUGUGCCCAUCUGCAGUCCCUGUCCACCUGUGCCCAUCUGCAGUCCCUGUCCACAACACUCGAGCAAAACUGAAACCUACUUGAAGGUAACAGUGCUCAAUGUUGGCCCUAGUGGCCAGUGUCCGGUUUCCACGAAUACUGACUUGUAGUAUCACUUGUUAUUUAGUUGUGUAAAGUACUUCAGUAAAAAUGCUCUAAAGUACUAUCUAAGUAGUUUUUUUCACAACUUUUACUUUUACUUCACUACAUUCCUAAGGAAAAUAAUGUGCUUUUUACUGCAUACAUUUUCCCUGACACCCAAAAGUACUCAUUACAUUUAGAAUGACUAGCAAGACAGGAAAAUGGUCCAAUUCACCCACUUAUCAAGAGAACAUCCCUGGUCAUCCCUACUGCUUCUGAUCUGGCGUAUUCACUUAAACACAAAUGCAUUGUUUGUAAAUGACGUCUGAGUAUUGGAUUGGUCCCCUGGCUAUCCAUAAAAUAAAUAAAAUGACAAGAAAAUUGUGUGUUUACUUUGCUUAAUAAAAUAGUGAAAAAGACUAAAAGCAUUU
Messenger RNA from Oncorhynchus nerka (sockeye salmon), 2795 nucleotides. Its product is annotated as arylacetamide deacetylase-like. Gene Ontology annotation, molecular function: lipase activity; carboxylic ester hydrolase activity. The record is from RefSeq and is a predicted model, not a curated record. Lineage: Eukaryota; Metazoa; Chordata; Actinopteri; Salmoniformes; Salmonidae. The transcript is spliced from 5 exons. The coding region runs from base 349 to 1581 and encodes 410 amino acids. Gene Ontology annotation, cellular component: membrane.